AUUCAAAUGAAAACAGAAUGUUUACAUAAUUCUAAUAAUAAAGCAAUAGUAAAUCUAUUAAAAUAAAACAAAUGUAAAACCUUUACAUAUCACACUACUUAAACUGAAAUUAGGGAAGAUUUUUAUAAUAGAUAAAAAGAUUAUGAAAAAUUAUACAAAUACUACUACAAUACCAAAAAAGUAACAACAACAACAACUCCCAAAAAUUCAAAUUAUUCAAGUGCUGCCAUAAAAAUUAAAAAAGAGUUUCUUCAAAAAAGGUAAGGCUCUAAAAAAUUUUUCAUCUUUAAUGAAUAGCAUGCAGAAUAAUAGAGGUCAAUCAAAAUAAUCACAGAGUUUUUUAGAAAUCAGAAAAAGGUUGUACAAGAUAAGUAAGUAAAUUGUGAACCAAAGAUGAGAUAAUUUAACUUAGUUUUAAUUUUGGCGAUUGCGCUCCCUUUGUUAUGCCUUUUGACUGUUUUUGCUGAGAUAAGAUGA
Molecule: messenger RNA, 477 nt
Organism: Paramecium sonneborni
Lineage: Eukaryota; Ciliophora; Oligohymenophorea; Peniculida; Parameciidae
Source: the annotation of a GenBank genome assembly